GACGCGUGCGCGCGCCACUACAAAUCCGGGCCUUCAAAUCUCGGCGCUCGUCAGACGGACUUUGCGUCCGUCUCGGCCGGCGCUGCUUUUAACGUAGUUCCGUUUCUCCCUUCCCCUUCACCCAGUUUGUCUGAUCCGAUGGCAGGGGAGGGUUGCCAUGCUGCCUGGCUGUGACCAUGGAGGCCACAGGGAGCCUCGGACCCGGCGACCCGCAGCCCCCCGGCACCGCUGAAGGAACUGCGCCGAUGGAGAGGAGCGGAAGGGAAGCGACCUCCGAGGAGAAGAGCGUGGGGUUUGUGUUGGUGCACGCAGGGGCAGGCUAUCAUUCUGAAUCCAAGGCCAAGGAGUAUAAACAAGUUUGUAAGAAAGCUUGCCAAAAGGCAAUCGAGAAACUGCAAGCUGGGGCGUUAGCUGUCGAUGUAGUUACAGCAGCCCUUAUUGAGCUAGAGGACUCUCCUUUCACUAAUGCAGGAAUGGGAUCCAAUCUUAAUCUAUCAGGGGAUAUAGAAUGUGAUGCCAGUACAAUGGAUGGAAAGUCCUUGAACUUUGGAGCUGUUGGAGCGCUCAGGGGGAUCAAGAAUCCAAUCUUAGUUGCAAAUAAACUGUUAAGUGAAGCACAGAAGGGGAAGCUCUCUGCUGGCAGAAUUCCUCCUUGUUUUUUAGUAGGAGAAGGUGCUUACAAAUGGGCAGUAGACCAUGGAAUUGUACCAUGUCCUCCUGACAUAAUGGCAACAAAGUUCAGCUUAUCUGCAUUUAGGAAAAACAGACGAAAGCUGGAGCUUGCAGAGAAGGUGGAAACAGAAAUGAUUCAGACAAAGAAGAGAAGAGAAGUGUCUGAAAACACUAACGUCACAGCUUCACUUGAUACUGUUGGGGCAGUAGUUGUGGACCAUGAAGGAAAUGUUGCUGCUGCUGUUUCCAGUGGAGGCUUGGCAAUGAAGCAUCCUGGGAGAGUUGGCCAAGCGGCUGUAUAUGGCUGUGGUUGCUGGGCAGAAAAUACAAGUGGCCCUAAUGUGUAUUCUACAGCUGUGAGUACAUCAGGUUGUGGCGAACACCUUGUACGAACUAUGUUGGCCAGGGAAUGUUCAGUGGCCCUACAGGCAGAAGAUGCCCAUCAGGCUCUUUUGGAGACUAUGCAAAAGAAGUUUGUUCACUCACAUUUCAAGGCUUCCACCAGGAGCUGUGGCUGGACAGUCGCUAGCAAUAGAAGGUGGUGUUUGCAGGCUUCGAAACCCUGUGACCUGAAUACGCUUGACUUCUUUAACUGGCACCACACCACAGCCUCAGACUACCCAGCUAUAAUGUAUUUCAUAUAUUUUAAUUAUGUAAAGGAUAUUGAGAGUUUUAUCUUUUUUGAUACAAUAAUAAUUGCACUUUGUACUUUAUGUAUCCUAAUUAUGCUGGUAAGUGCUGCUUUAUUCUGAGCAUAGUAUCUCUGCUUAAAAUGAAGAUGAUUACAGUUGACUUCUCUAGAGUGUUAAUCCUGUUUGUCGCGAUUGUAUGUUAGACAAAAAAAAGCUUCCCUAAAAUACUUAAUGUGAAAGAACCCUUCUCAAUUGACUUGAGUUUCAUUCGAUGCAUAACAUUUCACGUUUGCCAUCUGAAAGAUUCAGAUAUAUCUAUAUACUACAUUAGGCACUAUAUUUAGUAGCCAUUGGGUGUCUAACUUCAAUAUUACUGGUUUCACUUCAUAAAGUAACUAAUAAUUUAGUUAACAUCACAAAUACCAACUUUGGAGCUGCUAGUCAAUUUGAGGUUUGAUCAGAUAUGUUCAUUUUACAUUUGCAGGGGGAACUAUAAUAGAUGUGAUUAUGUGCACAGCAGUGUGCUGUAACACAUUAAGCUUAGCAUUCAGUGAUCUAAAAGUGAAACUGUUAACCUUGUGCUAUUAGUACUAUCACGCAGGACAUGUUCCUGAAUUUAUUGGCAAUUUUGGCUGAAAAUAUGGUGGCGUGUAAUGUAGGUGAAAAUUAUAUACUUAAGACAUAAAUAGUAAAACUGCACAUUUAACAGGACUGUGCAAUGGGUGUAGGUCCUCAAUGUUUUUGUUUUUAUUUUUAAAUUGCAUACAAUUAACAGUCAUUAGGUAUACACUGAAGUUCAAAUUGACUGCAUCAUGAUAUCUUGUAAAACAGUCAUUCUUUCACAUUUUUCUUUAAUUAUAAUCUUCACCAAACACUGGUGUGCGCAGACACUUGAUUCUGCUGCUUUUGCACUUGGGCAGCUUCUUUUGAACAGGAGCACCUGAUGUGCUGGACCUGACUAGCUUGCAAUGCCAAUUCAUAUUUCAGCAUCCAUCCUAUUUGCUGUAUGAGACGUUGCUGUGCUCUACAGUGGAGCUUCUUUAUAACAUUGUGAUUAAUGAAUCUCCUAUUUAUAAUCUUUUACUGUUGUUCUGAAAUAUUCUACAAUAUUCAGUAGGAGAGAUUAGAACCUCAGCCAAUGAAUCAGUCCCUAAGAGUUGGACUGUUGAGGUUUGAAUGUAUCUGAUGUAUUAACCCCAGGGUAGUCUUUAUUUGUGGAUUUGGGACAAUCGUGAUGGCGAGUAAGUGAUAAAGUAUAAUGUUGAAAAUAGAUUAUACAUUUUCAGGAAAUUAAAUUGCAAUAUCUAUUCAUAAAGUGAAACAUUUCUCAAAUUAUUGCUAUUACGUGGCACUGUUCCAGUUGGCUUAUUUUUUCCAUUCCCUCAUACAGAUUUAAAAAAGUAAUGUCAUGGCUUGUCACCAAACCUGGUGACAUCCUUCUCCCUAAAUUUCAGGAUUGAGUUAAAAGAUGUGCCUCAAAGCUGCAUUUGAAGCAGUAUCAAACUUAUAACAUCAGAUUGGCAACUUGAAGAUUGUUUUGAAAUGCAGUUCUAUAUUAAAUAUGUGAUAGAAAACUACAAAGGACUAAAGGUUUUUAAUACCAUCAGAAAACCAAUGAUUUUGCAAUUUUUUCUUUAUUGAAAUGUUUAAUAGUGCUGAAAUUUGACUUACAGCCAUGGAAACCCAGAUUGUGAUGAGGAGAGAAAGGAAUCUGACUUCACUGACUGUGGGUUAAGUUUUUAGUGUGUAAAUUUGGAUAUUUUACAGUUGAGUUUAGAUGUGUUAUUGUACAUUGAGUUUACAACAAAAGGUAAAUAGUUUCGGAUAUGUAACUCGAUCUUGAGCAAGUUUUAAUCUUAAGAGAAUUGAUGUUGCACUGUAUUAAUUCCACUAUAUGUAAACUGCCAGGGCUAAAUGAAGAGCUUGCAAAGGUGCUCUUAAUUGAUGAUUACAAAUUAUAAUGCUGAUGUUUUAUAUCCUUUAAUAAAUUUUUUGGGAAAAAAGAUUCUCCCUUUCUCUCCCUUCCUCUUUCAAAAUGUAACCACCUGUGUGUAUAUGUCUGUUUGUAAAUUCAGCAAUGCAGGAAAGAUUUGGGCGUGCAAAGAAUUGUAGUCAAAGGGAAGUUGUAUGUCUGUUAAGAAAUUAAAAUAAAAUGCCAGAUAAAA
Carcharodon carcharias (great white shark) is the source of this 3469-nucleotide messenger RNA. RefSeq names its product taspase, threonine aspartase, 1 (gene tasp1). Gene Ontology annotation, molecular function: threonine-type endopeptidase activity. The transcript has 11 exons. The record is from RefSeq and is a predicted model, not a curated record. NCBI's taxonomy places the organism in Eukaryota, Metazoa, Chordata, Chondrichthyes, Lamniformes, Lamnidae. Bases 177 to 1424 code for a protein of 415 amino acids. Gene Ontology annotation, biological process: protein maturation.